Messenger RNA from Clarias gariepinus (North African catfish), 818 nucleotides. RefSeq lists its product as uncharacterized. NCBI's taxonomy places the organism in Eukaryota, Metazoa, Chordata, Actinopteri, Siluriformes, Clariidae. Bases 14 to 685 code for a protein of 223 amino acids. The transcript is spliced from 5 exons. The record is from RefSeq and is a predicted model, not a curated record. Gene Ontology annotation, molecular function: oxidoreductase activity, acting on metal ions.
AAGCUUCCCUUUCAUGUCAGGAUUCAGUCUCGCCCCUCAGGUCUGGGACACACAUCACCUCGUCUGUGCUUUUCAGAUCUCUGGUGGCAUGCGGGCCGUUCUUUUUCUCACUUUUUGGCUCCAGGUUUGGACCACGGUGAGUGGAUUCCCGACCGGAGCUCCGAGCGCCAGGUGUGUGGACAUGAAACCUGGACACGAUGUCUCAGCGCAGUCUGGGUCCUCACCUUACACCAUCAUGGUCAGCAACACCACCUUCAGCACCAAUCAGACAAUCAAAGUGAUGAUUCACGGCCCAGUGUACAUCGGUUUGCUCCUGCAGGCUCGAUCAGGCUCCAGCACUGACGCCGUGGGGACGUGGGGGACUCCGCCCUCCAACACACAAUACUUAACGUGCUCAGGAAUCAGUCAGAGCGCCAUCACACACUCCAACAAAAACAGUAAGAACAGCGAGAUCUACACCUGGAUUCCUCCGGCGUCUCUCGACUCCGCCUUCAUCACGGCCACUGUAGUCGCAAAUAAGAGCACUUUCUGGAUUAACCUCCGAUCGGACACACUGCGGCGAGAUGGAAGCAGCAACACAGCAGCUGAUCACAGGAUGGCAGUCACACCUGUUCUGCUUCUCCCGCUCCUGAUGUCGGUUGUGUUGCAGUAUUUUGUUACCGACUCAUCAGCGCACGCGCCCUAGUCGAGUCCCCGUCACUGUCCUACUCAGCGUCCUGUUACGCUCGUCACAUCAUGAGCAGCGACGUUCAGACGCCGAGCUCCGAAGAAAACAUCGCGAGAUUUCGGAAUCUCUUUUUAUUCACAGUCAUGUAUGA